Messenger RNA from Leptinotarsa decemlineata (Colorado potato beetle), 483 nucleotides. Its product is annotated as RNA 3'-terminal phosphate cyclase pseudogene. NCBI's taxonomy places the organism in Eukaryota, Metazoa, Arthropoda, Insecta, Coleoptera, Chrysomelidae. The record is from RefSeq and is a predicted model, not a curated record.
AUGUCUAAAAAUCAUAUCGAAAUAGAUGGUUCUCUUUUGGAAGGUGGUGGACAAAUUCUGAGAAUUGCAUUAACAAUACGUGCACUCAAAAAAAAUCCUGUUCGUAUUUUUAAUAUAAGAGGGGGGCGAAAAAAACCUGGACUAAUGGAACAACAUUUAAAAGGUGUUGAAUAACUUAGAGAUAUAUGCUCUGCCAAUGUUAAAGGUGCAUCACUAGGUUCUACAGGGGUAGAAUUUUAUCCAGGAGAAAUUAAAGGCGGUAAUUUCCCUGCACAGGUUAAAACUGCAGGUAGCGUAAGCCUUCUUCUACAAGUAGCACUAACUUGUUGUUUCUUGGCAGAAUUUUCAACAAGUCUCAGUCUACGAGGUGGAACGAAUGCACAAAUUGACUACACCACAGAAGUUUUUAAACCUAUAAUGGAAAAAUUCGGUGCCACUUUUGAUUUUGACUUGGUGAGGCGAGGAUAUUUUUCCAAAGGCUAG